This is a messenger RNA of Arabidopsis thaliana (thale cress), 1162 nucleotides long. Its product is annotated as BolA-like family protein. Gene Ontology annotation, cellular component: chloroplast; mitochondrion; cytoplasm. The transcript has 3 exons. Bases 117 to 512 code for a protein of 131 amino acids. The record is from RefSeq and is marked reviewed. Lineage: Eukaryota; Viridiplantae; Streptophyta; Magnoliopsida; Brassicales; Brassicaceae.
GAAACCACGAAAGCCCAUUAAGUUUAACUGUGUUGUGUCGUAAGCCCAUUUUUUCAAGAACCAACGACAUUGCCACAGAACAUUUUUUUUUUUUUUACUCGCAAGUCUCUCAAGCAAUGGCGCAGACAUUAAUGGCGACAACUCGUCCGUACGUUCUUCUCUCUUCCACAAGAGCGAGUCUUUAUCGCCUUUUUCAAUCUUCAAAGAGACCCUUCGCUUCAUUCUCAGCUCCUCUCGUGAGAUUCACUAACUCGAGAUGUGUAAGCGCCGUUUUGUCUCGUAAAGAGACUGCGCCGUCGUCGAUUUACGGCAAUAGAGUUUCUAGGGUUUCUGGGUUUGGUGCUUUGGACAUUCGCAGCCUUAAUUUCAGUACUAAAUCCUCUCAAAUCAAUGAUGCUGGUUCUAUUGAUCAAACCCUUAUGCAAUCCAUGGAGCUAAAGAUCAAAGAACAAUUGAAUGCAGAGUCGGUUACUGUAACGGAUAUGUCUGGAGAUGGACGUCAUGUCUGGUAAGUACUCUGAUUUAACUCAUUUUUGUCUUCCAAUGAUGAUUCUUUAUUACACUUGAGUGAAGUUGCAGAUGUGUGUUAUCACUGUUAUGGAUAGUGUUUAGUGAAGUUUGUUAGAUAUAUAGAUAAAUUCAUAUUUUGAGAUUCCUUUUCUUUCAUUUUAAUCACAAAAAAGUUUCAGGUUCAACAAGUAGUAGAAUCAUCAAAGUUGGGAUAUAACAUCAAUGUGGUAUCAUCGGCUUUUGAGGGACAAUCUGCAGUGAACAGACAAAGGAUGGUCUACAAAGCCAUUUGGGAAGAGCUUCAGAACGUUGUUCAUGCCGUUGAUCAAAUGACAACAAAGACUCCUUCUGAAGUUUGAAGCGUUAAAUUUUCCGAACUCUAAAAGGCUUCAAUAUCUUAUAUUAUUUGAUUAGCUGACAAUGCUGUUUGUUUUAUCAAAAAGAAAAAAGCAAAAGGAACUGAUAUACAGCUUUUGGUUAUUUUUUAAGUACUUUGAUUGGUUCUCUUGCAACCCGCCAACACAUGUUAAGUGUUGGAGCGUUUGCGGUUUGCGGUUACACGUGUUUGGCGUUUUCAAUCGCUCUAAAUGAAUAAGAACAAAAUUAGCGUUUGUGGUGGCGGAUUAUCUUCAAAAUAAACUUUAUUCUCUAC